Saccoglossus kowalevskii is the source of this 925-nucleotide messenger RNA. RefSeq lists its product as uncharacterized. The record is from RefSeq and is a predicted model, not a curated record. Lineage: Eukaryota; Metazoa; Hemichordata; Enteropneusta; Harrimaniidae.
UCAAACGUUCAUUCGUUUUUUCUGUUGUGUUUGUGCAGUUGCUGCUCAUUUUGUUUCACCAAAAAGAAUCAUGUCUCUUGUGAGAAAAUUAAGCUUGAUGUGUUUAGUUGUUGUUAUUUUAUCGUGCGUAACGGAAGCAAGAAGACGCGACGGUACUCCCAAAUGGGCUGCCCAAUGCCCAUCAACAUGCCUCUGUAAAAGAGGCUUCGCAGGCUGUUCAAGUAAAUACAUUGAUAAGGCAGACAUUGCGCCCAUGUAUAGGAAGCUUGCUAUCAGCUACACGCAUGCCAAGACAGCCAAGACAAUUAUCGAACACGCCCCCAACGUGAAGGAAUUGAAAUUAUCAGACCACAAAAGAACGAUGAUCACUUCCAUCCCAACUAAUUUCUUUGCUCCCCUGGACAGCCUGGUCACCCUGGAUAUACCAACUCUAACCGCACGAAAACUACCAAAGAACUUCUUGGCAGCAGUGAAGAAAAUACCUAACCUCACCAAAUUGAAAAUCGGUAGAAACCGUAUUAACUGCAACUGCGACCUCAUGGACUUCGUGGAAGAACGUGGAAUUGAUUUGUCUGCCGACGGUGUUGUUAGUGGUUGUCUCAAGAAUGAAUUCGACGAGGAUAGUUAUUCGAUUGCCGAAUUAGCUGAUGUUUGCGAGGCACGUAGACCAAAACCCACCAUUAUAUCGGACAUUACCAUAUUACCAUCAAUCGCCCGCGGCAUGGUGAUGAACGAUACUUCCGACCCUUUCUUCGCUCACUCAUCUUAUGACCGUUUGCCCUCGUCAAUGGCUCUCGGCGAUCUUGCCGAACCAGACACGGAAGAAGUAAAUUUCCGGCAAUCCCGCCCAUGCAUGUUGUUUUAAAUGCUAAAAUUCGAAUCGAAAUUAAAAAAAAAAUAAUAAAUGUUGACUAGUUACCAAUAA